Molecule: messenger RNA, 2472 nt
Organism: Ogataea philodendri
Lineage: Eukaryota; Fungi; Ascomycota; Pichiomycetes; Pichiales; Pichiaceae
Exons: 1
Coding region: 1-2472 (823 amino acids)
Biological process (GO): retrograde transport, endosome to Golgi
Cellular component (GO): GARP complex
Source: RefSeq, a predicted model, not a curated record
AUGACUACGAAAUCAUUUAAGGACCGGCUCAUUGAGGCCGGCACCGCCCGACCGGAUACCGAAAACAGCAUCAAUAGCGACCAGUACGAUCCGGUGUCGGAUCUGUACGAGCUGUUCCCCACGCCGGUGAGUCUCUCGCAAUUGGACACCUUACUUGCGUACGUUAACGUGUACAAGUUGCAACUGGAUGAGGACAUUCGAGAGAGCCAAUCGAACUACAACAGCUUUGUGUUUGACCGCGAGGACGGCCAGGACGUUCUGGCGUCGGCAGACGAGAAGUUGGACGACCUCAUCACCGAAUUGAAUGAAACAAAGAUAUCUGCCGAGAAUACAGGCACCACAAUUAAUCAGAUGACCGCAAGCAUUAAGACGCUGGAUAACGCAAAGAAAAACCUCACGUUGACAAUGACAAUCCUCAAACGACUGCAAAUGUUGAUCACCGCGUACGAGAAUCUCGAGACCUUUCUUAGUGAUAGCUCGAACCCGGUGAAGGACUAUCUGCAGAUCAAACAGCUGUUCAGUGUGGUUGUCGAGCUGAUGCAGCAUUUCCAGUCAUACAAAAGCAUAGACGAGAUCAACACGCUGAACAAGAAAAUCAGUUCUCUCAAGAAUAGAAUAAUAGACGAGAUCUUUGCCGACUUUGAGCUCGAGUAUCAAGAAGAGUUGCAUAAUCCACAAUUGGUCGACGCGUGCGAGCUUCUAGACAUGUUGGGGCAGCCGUACAGGGAUAAACUCAUGAACUGGUACACCAUCACUACUUUGAAGGAGAUCACACAGAUAUUCAAGUCGACAGAAGAAGCAGGUUCUCUUGACAACCUGAAAAGACGGUUCAUGUUUUUCCGGCAGGUGCUGGAGAAUUUUGAGUCUCGACACGCGCUGAUGUUUCCUGCUUCGUGGAAUAUGUCGCAGGCUCUUACCAGGAACUUCUGUGAGAUCACGCGCAAGGAUUUGAAGGAAGUCACCGAAAAAGAGACCCGUUUCACAGGAAGUAAAGUUGACGUCAACUUGCUCCUUAGCUCGCUGGGAGAAACUUUAGAGUUCGAGUCUUUCUUGGACAAGAAGUUCAAACAGAGCUUUGACGGCAUGAUUUCAGACGUGUUUGAGCCGUACUUGAACAUCUGGAUCGACCAUCAAGGAACAGUGAUCAAUAGCAAGUUCAUCGAGUUCAUCAACCCGUCCAACAUGUUGAAGAAAUCGGGAGUCGAAGCCGGCGGGUCCACGGUCAACGUCCUGGAAUCAGCUGCGGAUUUGUUCAGACUUUACCGUCAAAUAUUAAGUCAGCUUUCCAAAUUGUCUCAAGGAGAGUCUUUGGUGAGACUUUCAACUGUGUUUUCAAACUUUUUGUUGAAAUACCGCGAGACAGUGCUGAUUCCGCUGGUUCCUGAUCCGAAGAGUCUUUCUUCUGGUACGGAAGCCGAACAGAACGAAGGAAUGGAGCUGAUCUGUUUGGUUCUAAAUACCGCAGACUAUUGCUCUGUGACCGUGUCUCAGUUAGAAGAAAGGUUUGUGUCCCUUGUGCAUCCUUCUGAACUCGCACAGAGAAUCGACUUCGAAAAGUCCCGUACCGUUUAUCUCAACCUGAUCAAUAAUUGCAUCAAUCUGCUGUUUGUCAAGGUGGAGAACGAUCUCCAGCUCUCGUGGCGAGAGAUGGUGAACUUCAACUGGAGAGCGCACAACGAGGUGACAAGCGAGUCACGGUACAUGGAGUCUGUCAAGGCUGCAGUCAAGGAGGACUGUGCUGCCAUUUUUCCGAACUUCAAUCGGGUUCUGUACAUUCGGAACUAUCUGGAUAAGCUGGUUGAGCUUGUUUUAAGCGAAUUCUGGCUCAACACUGUGAAACUGAGACCAAUCACAGAAAUCAUGGCGGAACAGCUUGUGUUUGAUCUGCAGUCGCUGAAAACGUUUCUACUAGACCUGCCCACAUUGUCGCCAGAACCAAUCAAGAUCACCUCGUCGUCGAGUUUCUCAAAGAACAUCGGCACCAAGGUGUUAAACAUUAACACCAUCUUGAAGAUUCUGAUGGUCAAGACCUCUCCUAUGAGUGACUUCAUAGCCAGUUACUUCACCAUUGUGGCAGACUCGAACUUCUCGAACUUUAUGAAAGUCUUGAAACUUAAGGGACUGCUGUCCAACGAGGCAAGCUACGAAAAGGAAAGGUUCCGGUAUGUCGACCAGUUUAAAACGCAGCUGCGCCAAUACGAAACUAUGGAGGAGACUCUGCCUGAAAGCAAUGCGUUCUUGGAGAACUUAAAAUUGGAGAACGUGACGGCCGGUGUUGUUUCGUCGCCAAAUUUGGCUCUUUCCGGGUUCUUCAACAGCCCUAAUUCCAACUUCAAGAUAGACAAACAAUCCUUACUGUCCACGCGUGAUAACUUUGAGAAGAACAUUGCCAAGACGUUCAGCAUGAACGACAACAAAAUCGACAUUGGCGAAAACCUCAAGAGUUUUGGUAAGUUCUUUAAAAAGAAUUAG